UGUUAUGCUAUUUCCCAACACGUCCGUAUUCUAUAACAAUGGUUUCCAUUACUAGUGGUGCUGUAACUGUUGUUUCUGCAGCUGAUUUAUCAGAAUGUACAGAGUUACACUCUUUAAGAAACUUGUAUUUAAAACCUAUUUCAAGGCUUGUUAUAGUUGUUACUAUGCCUACACUAAAAAUUCCAGGUGUGACCGUUUCAAAUUGGGAAAUCAUGGAACGUUUAAAAGCCAUGGUUGCACCUGACCAGUUUACACAUCUUAAAGUUGAAAAAUCAACAUUAGAUCUCUUAACAUUUGAUGCUGAAGCAGAUUCAAAAACAACUUUAACUAAAUUUCUUAUUAAAUUAGAUGGAAAAGUUAUAAAACUAGGUAAUUUUGCUGAGCCACUUCGUGUUAGAGCUGCUAGGAAAAAAAUUCCAUUCCCAAAAAAAAAUGAUUGGAACAAGUUUUUUAGAGAAUCAAAUGAAACAAAUGAAAAUAAACCUGGCGAACGUCCAGAUACUAUUUAUAUUAAUCACCUACCGACAAAGCGUUUUGUUGAAAAUGAAAAUGAUACUAAGCCUUCAGAAUUGGUUUUAAAAGAUGUGUUUUCAACUUUUGGUGAAGUUCGUGCAGUUGAUAUACCUAGUAAUGAUAUUUAUAGAGAUAGGAUACAAAUGCUUGAAGAAGCCAAAAAGGGAAAUAAAGAGAACUCCACUUCAGUAGUUGCACCAGUAAUGCCACAGCAACCUGUGUUUAAGACAUUUUCUAAAGGAUCAAGUAUUUAUUUUGACUGUUAUAUACAAUACAUGGAUUAUGCUGGCUUUUCAAAAGCUAUGCGGGCUUUUAAAAAUAAAAAACUUUUGUAUUUAAUUGAGGAAGAAAAAGGCGCUACUGCUCCAAUAGAGGUGGAUUUCGAUAAAACUCAACAUUUAAGUGAAAAAAAUAUUAAAAGAAGAGAUAGACGUCGUGAUAGGUUAAUAAGGUCUGAUGCUGAGGAGGAAGAGAAACGAAAAAAAGAACAUGAGGAACAGUCUAGAAAGCAUGAAAUAGAAAUAUUAGAAAAACGAAGAAGAGAACUUUUAGAACUUGCAGAAGUACAAGAUGCAUUAAAGUUAAAAGAGCAAAGAAGACUGAUGCGAGAAGAAAAACGUAAAAAGAAAAGGGAACAAAAGAGAUUAGUUAUUAAACAAAAAAUGGAAAGGGAGAAAAAAAUAGCAGACUUGACUGAAAGUAUGAAAAAGCAGCAAAAAGAAGAAGCCACUAUUUUAGUAAUUGAGUUAUUAAAACGAAUCGCUAAGCGAAAGCAAGAGGAAGAGAUUGCAGAAGCUCGAAGACAAGCUGAAAUUUUAUUAAGAAAACAAAUUGAAGAGAAGCAACGUAAGCUUGAUGAAGAGAAAGCAAAAGAAGAACAAUUAAAAAAAAAGAGGAUUCAUGAGCUUGAUGAUGAAGAGGAAGAACUCAAAAAAAGACUGAAAAAAAUUAUUAUGGAAAAAAAAGAGAGGGAAAAAAGUAAAAAAGAAGUUUAUGCCAAAUCUAAACACACAAUUAAUUCAAAAAGUGCUUCCUCAAAGUUCAAUAGUAACAAGCGACGUUAAAUCUUAUUUUAUAUAUAUGUAUUUUUAAGAGAUAACAGGUUAUAACAGAAGUGAUAGGUGUUUUUGUAUACACACACACACACACACACACACACACACUCACACACACACACACACACACACACACACACACACACACACACACACACACACACACA
Messenger RNA from Hydra vulgaris (swiftwater hydra), 1735 nucleotides. Its product is annotated as A-kinase anchor protein 17A. The record is from RefSeq and is a predicted model, not a curated record. Lineage: Eukaryota; Metazoa; Cnidaria; Hydrozoa; Anthoathecata; Hydridae.